Messenger RNA from Penicillium vulpinum, 1248 nucleotides. RefSeq lists its product as uncharacterized. The coding region runs from base 1 to 1248 and encodes 415 amino acids. Lineage: Eukaryota; Fungi; Ascomycota; Eurotiomycetes; Eurotiales; Aspergillaceae. The record is from RefSeq and is a predicted model, not a curated record. The transcript has 2 exons.
AUGGCAGACCCAGACAUGGACGAGUUUGCACAGACUCGCGGCGCCGACGACCUAUUCGACGAUGAGAUUAUCCCUAUCUCCACAGAACAGCAGCAGGCACAGACUGAGGUCAUUACCCCCGAGCCAGAGCCAGAGCCGCAGGAGGCACACGUACCUGAGAAACCAGCUCCCGAGCAGCCAAGUCCACGUGGGGAGACUCCGCAGCGGGGCCGGGGCGGAGAACGAGGCCGAGGACGACGGAGCCGGGGCAAAGGAGGGCGCGGUGGACGAGACUCAGAGCAAAAACGGUCAGAAAGCUCUCCGCGCAAAAAGACCCCUGUCAAUGCGCCUGCUGCGGAUGCACGCGAGGCUCCUACUUCGAAACCGGAGAAGCCUAAAGAGGCUAAAGAGCAGACCGGUCCGGUCGAAGAGAAUAAUGGUGAAGAUGUGACUGCGAAUGGUGCUGAGGCUCAGCGUGUGCCUGCUGUUAGGGGCGAUCGGAGUGCCACUGGAGGGCUAAGAAAGCCUAAACUCACGGAAGAGGAACUAUCCAAACGCAUUGCUGCAGCUAAGGAGAAUGCCGUAAAGAAAGCUGCGGCCCAUGCUCGCGCCGAAGCUGAUCAGGCGUCGUUUAUGGAACGCGAGCAGGAGGCGGCAAAGAAACGUCGCGAAGAACUCGCCCACCGUCGCGUGAUGGAUACUGAACGUGAGAAAAACAGACAGCGGAAGCUGAAAGCUCAAACGGGGCGUGAAUGGGACUCACAGAAACGCGAGGAAGAUUAUGACCCCCGCGGUGGAGGCAGCCAAUUCCGACGCGGUAUGCACGGUGGCGUGUCUGGCGCUGUGCGACGAGACUUUGAAGAUGGUCGUUCAGAACAGGCCGCAGACCAUAGUAAUGGUCAUCGGGGUCGUGGACGUGGUGGUCGAGGUGGCCGUGACCGUGGAUCUCCGCGUACCCCACAAGGAGACCGGCCACGCAAGGGAGGCCUAUCUGAUAGUAUGUAUGCAACAGAAAGCCCUACUGCGCUGGGUUUGGAUGAUAAGAGCGCAUUCCCGGCUCUGCCCAAGGGACCCAAGAAGACCGAGACUAAAUCUGUGUCCACGCCGGUGAGCAAGGAGACUAAGCCAGAGACUAAGACUAAGGCUGAGACGAAAAUCGAGCCCGAAACUGCCCCCGCACGGGCCAAGUCACCAUCAGCAAUGGACAAGUUGGACUCGACGUUUUCACCUAUCACUGGAACUUGGGCUGACCAGUUUGAGGAUGAGUGA